Mya arenaria is the source of this 2079-nucleotide messenger RNA. RefSeq names its product talin rod domain-containing protein 1-like. The coding region runs from base 227 to 1447 and encodes 406 amino acids. Lineage: Eukaryota; Metazoa; Mollusca; Bivalvia; Myida; Myidae. Gene Ontology annotation, molecular function: actin binding. The record is from RefSeq and is a predicted model, not a curated record. The transcript is spliced from 6 exons.
GCCCGACUUUGACAGGUGUAGAACUUAUAGCAAACAUUUUGUAAAUAAGAACUCAUCUCCAAGUCGAUCAAGUUGAGAUAUACUCAUCUACUCCAAAUCGUUUGUAGAAGGGUUAUGUGCAGGUGGUAUGUUGAGAGAUGUUGUGCUGCCGUGAUGACAGGCUGGAGUACACCACAAAUCUGCUGAUAUCCCCCUACUACAAAAGCCAACAUAAGGCGGGUGCCGGAUGAAGUCGGGUAUGUCUUCUCAUCAUGCCCAUGCAGUGGCUCGCCACUGUGAACACACACAGAACAAAAUACACACAGUGGCUGAGCUGCUGCUGUUGUCUAGCCAGUUCCGACCAAUCAGAACAGAAAACACAAGUGCGGUGGAGAUGUGUUUGGGGUCAGCACAGGAACAGAUCAACUCCUCGCUGACCAUUAUCCUGGAGAUAGUGGCAGACCUUGCAAGGCUUGUGGCUGACCUGAAUGCUCGAUGGAAGGUUGUGUGUGACAUGUUGUACAGACUGGGCGACGCGGUCACAGUUCUGGUUGAGCUUGUGUAUUUCGUUAUGUAUGAAAAGUUGGAGCCGGUGGUAGACUUGAGUACAGCAUUGAUUGAUAAGUACUGCACAUCAUACGCAGGCCUAGAGAUCAAACUAAGCUGCGUGCAGUUGAAGCGGGCAAGACUGGAUGAGCUUAACGCCACAUUUAUAAUGGACAUCUGUUCAAAUAUUUCGAAGUACAUCUCUGUGCUGACUGAGCAGUGUCGGGGAGCCAGUGAGGCGGGGCCAGACACAGGCACCAGGGACCAGUUCAAACUGGCAAUAAAGAGUGUGACAUGUGCAGCCGGGGGCCUUAUAGCAAGCAUUAAAGCGUACAAGAAUGACCGCUCACCCCGACACCACACACGUGUAGUCACUUUUUGCGAACCCGUACUGGCAGCAAGCUGUGCCCUGGUAAGCCUGGCAACAGAAGAGGAGUUUGUGGGUGAGGGGAGAGAACUAACUCCUGAGGAGAAGGAUGUACAGAAGGCUGUGUUUGGUCCGUGUAUGAACCUUGUGUCUGGGUGUGUACAGCUGUGCAAAUCCCUACGAGACUUCACCUACGACACAGGUAAUUCUCACUACACACACAAGGUGCGGUCAUGUCACUCAUGUGUCCUCAAAUCCAGCAACCAUCUCAAACACGAACUCCAGAAACGUUUUAAAAUGGAUUUUCAAGUGAAAGGCUUAAGUCCAUUAAAGGGGGAGAACUUCAUAAAAAAUGGUGACUCCUCAGACAGUCCCCGAGAGUUGAUCCCCUUUGGGAGAAGAUCGCCUAUACCAAGUAGAGUGGAGGAUGAUGGGAAAGAUGGUGGUGAAGGGCCACAUGACCAGUCUCCUUCAUCAACCCUUGCACCGUCUGACAUCACCACGACAACCCUCACUGCCUCGGAUAUCACCACAUCAAGUGUAGUCUCCAGAUAGAUUGGGAAUGGUCAUUACACUUCUCUUGAAUAUAAAAAGUUGUCACAACAUUUCUGUAAAUUCAACUUGAGUGCUCUGUAUUUUCCAGUAUUGUGCAAUACAACACAUUAUAACUAGGGAUUCAUAAAACAUGCAAGUUCAAACUCUCAUUCUGUUCUGUUUGUUUUAAGGGCCAUGACCAUAUUUAAAGCAAUGAAUCUCUAGUCUUCUUCAUUAUGGCGUUUAUUAAAAUAUUUAUUUCUGUCUCAGGCAUAUAAAAGAGAUGUUACUACAUGUAAUGUCUAUCAUCAGAAUGUAGUAUUUCUAACAAAAUUGAAUAUAAUAUGUUUUGAGACUCAAAGACUAAGAACAAUAUGAUUAAGUGUUUAAUGCAUAGAAGUGUAUGGAAGGAAUAUAUUACAUGUCACCUUUGUUUUCUGGAAGUGUAUGGAAGGAAUAGAUUACAUGUCACCUUUGUUUUCUGGAAGUGUAUGGAAGGAAUAGAUUACAUGUCACCUUUGUUUUCUGGAAGUGUAUGGAAGGAAUAGAUUACAUGUCACCUGUGUUUUCUGGAAGUGUAUGGAAGGAAUAGAUUACAUGUCACCUUUGUUUUCUGGAAGUGUAUGGAAGGAAUAAAUCACAAGUCACCUUUG